UACUGCUGACAGAGCCGGAUAUUCUCUCGCUGUCUCUUAAAUUUCUGCUACCCUGUUGUUUGUUGGGAUGUAGCCAUUCCAGCUCUAGGCUCAAAUAUCGUUUUUCUUACUGCGAAGAAAGUGCAUGGCGACGGCCAUCUCCGGUCGGAUUGCGCUGCCUCCAGGUCACGUACUCAGUUGCAGACCAGGUGAUAAACUGCACUUAUAUAAGGGACAUUAUGUGAAUUGUGGCAUUCCCCGGACAAUAUCAGCUGCUGGGGCAGGUAAAGGCGGGGUAUUGGAAAGACCAACCAUAGAGAAAUUUAUUCCUGGUCAAGAGUCUGAGUUUGACCUGAGGAAAUCCAGGAAAAUAGCUCCUCCGUAUCGUAUAAUUUUACAUAACGACAAUUUUAACAAGCGCGAGUAUGUCGUCCAAGUACUCAUGAAGGUCAUUCCUGGAAUGACUCUCGACACUGCAGUCAAUGUCAUGCAAGAGGCACACUAUAACGGUUUGUCGGUCGUAAUUGUGUGCACUCAGGCUGAUGCAGAAGAGCAUUGCAUGCAGCUGAGGGGCAAUGGCCUUCUAAGUUCCAUUGAGCCUGAAGGUGGUGGGUGCUGAGACAAACUCCAUACAUUACAUGAAGCACUUAUACUGAUGAAUCAGAAUCUGCUCAUUUGUAUGUGCAUAAUAAUAUGUGAAAUGUGAGAUGCUUCAUAUUGUUAAAAAAAGGGGGAGACAUAAAGCUGGAGACAUUAUUGAUGUAUGAUUAUUGGUCUAUCUUGCAGGUUGCAAAACUUGUGCAUACAAGUGAAA
This is a messenger RNA of Phalaenopsis equestris, 793 nucleotides long. RefSeq names its product ATP-dependent Clp protease adapter protein CLPS1, chloroplastic. Gene Ontology annotation, biological process: protein catabolic process; proteolysis. The coding region runs from base 125 to 598 and encodes 157 amino acids. The record is from RefSeq and is a predicted model, not a curated record. The transcript is spliced from 3 exons. NCBI's taxonomy places the organism in Eukaryota, Viridiplantae, Streptophyta, Magnoliopsida, Asparagales, Orchidaceae.